Messenger RNA from Psilocybe cubensis, 870 nucleotides. RefSeq lists its product as uncharacterized. The record is from RefSeq and is a predicted model, not a curated record. The transcript is spliced from 4 exons. Gene Ontology annotation, cellular component: membrane. Lineage: Eukaryota; Fungi; Basidiomycota; Agaricomycetes; Agaricales; Agrocybaceae. Bases 1 to 870 code for a protein of 289 amino acids. Gene Ontology annotation, molecular function: amino acid transmembrane transporter activity. Gene Ontology annotation, biological process: amino acid transmembrane transport.
AUGCUCAUUAACUUCUCCUCUGCUCGAGUAUAUGGGGAAUUUGAAUUCUACCUUGCCUUUGUCAAAAUCGCUCUGAUAGUUUGCUUCGUUAUCGCUGGUAUACUUUUAGACCUCGGUGGUCUUCCCGGUCAAACAUAUGUUGGAUUUGAAUAUUGGUCUGAACCAUACACAUUAUUUCGUGAAUAUAUAGCCACCGGACUUCAGGGACGCUUUCUCGGUUUCUGGUCGGCAAUGAUAUCUGCCACUUUUGCCUACGGAAAUGUUCAAGUGGUGGCGAUAGCUGGAGCAGAAACUAGUAAUCCUAGGAAAUCAAUACCUGCAGCCCUCAGAAAAACAUUUGCUCGCGUCAUUUUCUUUUAUGUCGCCUCGGUUCUAGUGAUUUCCCUUCUGAUACCAGCCAACGAUCCCCGCUUGUAUCUCCCUACAGGGGACGUUACUCACAGCCCUUUUGUCAUUGCUUUUAAUAGAGCAGGAAUCAAAGUAAGUCCCUGUUUCAUCGAAUCACCUUCCUCUAUUGAAAUUGUAUUCACAUCUGCUUUCAGUGCCGGUAAUGCGUGUACAUUUUUAUCUUCACGCACCCUUCGAGGCCUUGCCCUUGAUGGUAACGCCCCCGCCGCCUUCACCAAGCUAAACCGCUUUGGAAUUCCUUACGUGGCUGUGGCCGUCUCUGGGUUAUGGGGUGCAGUCGCCUAUACAAGCUUGAAUCAAGGAUCUUUCAAGCACUGGUUGAAGGACUCUGCACAAGACUUGGAGACCAUUGACAUAGCUUCCGAAUUGGUGUUGAUCGAGCACGAAAAAGAACACCAAUCUCGGCAGGAAUGCAACCAUAAGGCGUCGGCGUACGAUAGAUUCCUUAAUUCUAUUUUCUAG